Limulus polyphemus (Atlantic horseshoe crab) is the source of this 3830-nucleotide messenger RNA. RefSeq lists its product as uncharacterized. The record is from RefSeq and is a predicted model, not a curated record. NCBI's taxonomy places the organism in Eukaryota, Metazoa, Arthropoda, Merostomata, Xiphosura, Limulidae. The transcript has 9 exons. Bases 63 to 2519 code for a protein of 818 amino acids.
UUUCAAAUUAGGGUGGGUGAGGGGAGUUUAGGAUGUAGGAGGACGUGAAAAUUUGUUGUAUAAUGAGCGGAUAUAUUAAAAUAUUGUUGAUAUACAAUGUACUCACAUGUGUUCUUUUGUCUACCUCUCAAGGUCUGAUAUGGCUUCUAGGAUGUUUCCAUGGUGACAUUAACCCUUUACUGACAACGGAAACCGUUGCGUGGUCGUUGCCAGAGAACGACAACAACGCUUCAUCAUGUGUGUUAUACUGUGAGAAAAAACGAUUUGUCUACGCCAUUAUUCAAGCAAGUAACUGCUGGUGUAGUAGAGGUAUAUUGGAAGUUGACCAGCUACUGACACACUUGGAUUCCCAGUGUCGGCCAACAAGCUCCACUACUCCACGUGGUCAUCAUGACUUUAAUAGUUGCCAUGGUAGCGAAAAAGCAGAGAUUGAAAUCCCAAAAGAUGUUUUUGGUGAUGACAAAUCAAAAACAGCAAGAAUAUAUAUAUUGGAUGGCCCCAGGUUAGAAGAUGUUAGGCAUAUUGUGAACUCAAAAGAGAUUGCUCUUGAUAUGACAUCCUUACAGGCCAGCGUCAGGGUAAUUUCUGGAGAUAAGCUAAAAGAUAUCAACUCCACUGCAGUGCCUUUCCUUUAUCUGACAGCAGAGUGGUAUAGUAGUGAUGGUUGUACGUACAAGGAACAGCUCCCUAUCCCAACUGGAACAAGCAUAUUGACCCUAAGCUCCGUUUGGCCAAGGGUAUUUUGGAGUAUAGGGGAUAUUAAAGUCGAAGUUAACUUUAACACUGGCUUUUACAACCGGUCGUCAGAAAGGGUCGUGGAGGUUAUCCAACCCAUACCCGCUGGCAUGCGCCUGAUAGUGUCUACACCUCCUGAACAGCUGAACACCCCGUCGUGUAUCCCAUCGUACAUUUCAGUCCAACCAGAACGGCCUCCCCCUAUGAUUUUUUUUACUCAACAGAGGGUGCCACUUCAGGUUUUUCUAGCCCAAGGUGCAGACUUGUCAUUUCAUUGGCACUUUAGUGAUGACGACACCACAUACGUAGAGACUCCAUCUGGCGGUAGAAAUAGUUCAUCUUGUAUUGGUGUAAGCUGCAAACAGAGUAAUGUGAAUCACACCUUUCAGACUGAAGGUUUCCACCGUAUAACUGUUGAAGUGUCAAGUCCUUUUGGAGCUCUCACUAACACGUUUUUUAUUGUUGCUGUCGACCAAAAGUUGGGGAAUCUUACCGUAUCACUCCAUCCUGACUCUAAAUCGGUUUUUCAACCCAAAAUAGUUGUGAAGUUUCUGGUUUCAGUAACAACGACCAAUCGUCUGGGAACACGACUUUCAAUGGACUUUGACGAUGGCCACACAAUAGAAGCAGAGCUUUCUGACACUCAGACUACGAACAGAAACCACAGGAGAAAAAAUGUGAUGGUGGUUGCAGACUAUGGUUUACGUUGUGAGCUUGAUUUAACUAUCCGCCAUUCUUACCAUCGAGAAGGUGAAUUUUAUCCUUCGGUUAUUGUCGAUAAUGGUUAUCUGAGAAAGAUGGCUAAGAUCAAACAAGCUGUUCGAGUGUAUCAGCUACUAGAGGGCAGAAUGAUAUUACCCGAAAAACAUGUAGAAACGGACACAACUGUGGAAUUUCGUUUUCAGACCAUUCGAGAACAGGACUCCAUUUUUCGCAGGCAUGUCCGAUGGCGAUUGUUUAAUCAGACAAACAACUUAGUUACCGAAGAGAUCAAAAAAGGUCAAAACAUGUUGUCUUGGGAGUUCCAUUUCAGGUAUCCUGGUCAGUAUCGUGUUUACGCCACUGUGCUAGGUCCUAUAAACUCUAUUAGUGAUUCGUUUAGUUUCACCGUACAAGAUAAAGUGUCUGGCGUUACCCUGACUCCAGUAGAGACGCACAUUGUCCGCUCUGGUUAUACUAUCUGUUUUAAAGCCACUUAUCGCACCGGAAGUGAUGUCUCUUGUUCGUGGGAUCUGGGAUUGAACUGUACUUCUUGUUUGCAAUCUGUCCAGUCCGAUCUCACAAACUGUACGGUCGUCGUAACUUUCCCAGUAGCAGGUUUGUUUUUGGUGUCUGUUCUAGCAAAGAACCUAGUUAGUGAGGAACGAGCUAGUUUGACCUCACCAGUGGAAGUUCAAGAAGAGGUCAGUGGACUCCACAUAAUUACCAAUUCGCCCAUCACUGCAGGGGACGUUCUUGAGUUUCGAGCCACUUUGUUACAGGGCUCAAACAUGAGAGUCAGUCUGAAGAUUCCAGAACUGAAAAUCUCUACUGAAAUGAUCGCCGACCACAAAAAAACCUUUCUAUUAAAACGCCGUCUUGAUGAAGCUAACCAAUACAAUGUCACUGUUGUAGCAGCCAACGACGUGUCAGAAGUGACCACAUAUACUGUCGUUUUUGUUGAACGACCUUUCCAGACUGUUGGCAUAGCAACAAACGGAUGCCGGGUGACUCAUCGACGCAUUCGGCUAAUUGCAAUCGUUGAUGGAAGCAUAAUUACCAAGAGUGUUCUUCAGGAAUCAUAAUUACCAAGAGUGCCUUCUUCAGAAAUCAUAAUUACCAAGAGUGCCUUCUUCAGGAAUCAUAAUUACCAAGAGUGCUUUCUUCAGGAAUCAUAAUUACCAAGAGCGUUUUCUUCAUGAAUCAUAACUACCAAGAGUGCUUUCUUCGGAAAUCAUAAUUACCAAAAGUGCUUUCUUCAGAAAUCAUAAUUACCAAAAGUGCUUUCUUCAGGAAUCAUAAUUACUAAGAGUGCUUUCUCCAGGAAUCAUAAUUACCAAGAGUGCUUUCUUCAGGAAUCAUAAUUACCAAGAGUGCUUUCUCCAGGAAUCAUAAUUACCAAGAGUGCUUUCUUCAGGAAAUAUAAUUACUAAGAGUUUUUUUUUUUUAAAGAGAAUCAAUCAUGACGAAUUUGUACUCAUUGUAUUGUAGAACAGAAGUUCAGAGAAUGCAUGAUCUCGUUUCCGUGAAGUAAUUAUUCAUAUACGUUUAAAGUACAGGCCAUUCCAUAUCAAACCGUUCAGUAAAGAUGCCGCUGGAAGCAAUUCUAUUUCAUGUGACGUUUUUUAUUUGGAGAUAUUGACGUGGUCAAGUGAGCACACUUUUAACAUUGGUGACGUUAAGACUGAUUCAGUUUAAUCAUUAAGAAUGGUAUGCUGUGUCACUUGUAGUUUUGUUUUCGUUGAAUAUAAAUCAUUUAACUCUUACAGUAACGUUUGAUUUCUAUCAAGGUAAAAGUGUUAAUCAACCAUUAAGUAUCUCAGCAAGUUGUUAGUGUUGUGUUGGUCAGCUAUAAUAAUGGUAUUGUUGGUCAUUUUGAGUAAUUUGUCUUCGGAAGUGUCACGAAAUGAUAAGGUAUCGAUCGAUAUAUAUAGAACUGAGGAUUAACUGCAGUUAUAUACAGCGUGGUCAUAACUUGAAUAUACACCAAGAACGACCAGACAAAAAUAAAAACAAUCGGACAUUUAGCAAGGUCGGGGAAUUAAUAUUUUAUCAUGGAAUAACUAAAUCUACAAAGAAAGAAAGAAAAAUAAACCGUUAUAUUACGAGAACGACUUGAAAAUAUUUAUUGAUAUUAGCUUGAAAAUGAAAAUCGUACUGAUCAGAAUCGUGCUUUAUAAAAACUGAAGAAAUCACAGAGUCAGCAUUAAACUUCUAUGUUUUUAAUAUCAACAUUCGAUCAGAGCAAGCUUACCUACACAAAGCACAACUAAAAAAUCAACCCGCUAAUGAGUAUAGCUAAUUAAUAAGUAUAUUUUCCUGACAUUCCUUUAAAUAUUAGACUGCAUUUGUUAAAAUGAAGCCUUCAGUAGACUUGGAAAGGAGAAGGAAAACAA